AUGGAGCUUGGGGAGCAGGUCGCGAACCAACCAGCCAGACAUAAUCCGGUAACCUUGUUGAGUCAUGUGGAUCCCAUCCCAACUCACAUACCUAUGAGCAUUCCUACAAACCGGAACUCCACGGGCCCCACACAUUCUCCCCGUGUUGAAAUUCUAUAUAUUAAUUUACGUACCAUGAUGCUUUGCGAAAUGGAGGAGGAACUCGUAUGCCUUGUAGUAAUCGGCGUAUACAAUGAUUGCAUUCGGCUUUUCUUGGAUCAUCCUGUUAAUCCCGUUUUGAAGCUCCCGAUUGUGGUACUCUGCAAACUCGUUUAA
Molecule: messenger RNA, 315 nt
Organism: Striga asiatica
Lineage: Eukaryota; Viridiplantae; Streptophyta; Magnoliopsida; Lamiales; Orobanchaceae
Source: the annotation of a GenBank genome assembly